UUUCACUGUCCCCUUGCUGCUCAUGCACUGUGACCAGCUGGCUUCCUGCUCCUGCCAAGCCUUCCGUGCCACCUUGAGAUACAGAUCUUCAGAGUGUAAGCCAGAAUAAGCCUUCCUUUCUGUGAACUGCUUUUGUCAGGGUUAUUUUAUCCCAGCAACAGAAAAGGAAACCACCUGAGGAAGAAGCAGGAGCCUGACUGAACUGAAGAAAAAUGGCAGCCCAGGGAGAAGCCUUUGAGGAGAUAAUUUGUGAGUUUGAUGACGACUUGGUCUCUGAGCUCUCUACUCUUCUCAGAGUGGAUGCACUUUCAGUCUUGAAGAGACAACAAGAAGAAGACCAUAAAACACGAAUGAAAAUGAAGAAAGGUUUUAACUCACAGAUGCGCAGUGAAGCCAAACGACUAAAGACUUUUGAGACCUAUGACACGUUCAGAUCAUGGACGCCACAGGAGAUGGCAGCUGCUGGGUUUUACUACACAGGCAUGAAACUUGGGGUUCAGUGCUUUUGCUGUAGCUUAAUCCUCUUUUCCACCAGACUCAGGAAACUUCCCAUAGAGAACCACAAGAAAUUACGACCAGAAUGUGAGUUCCUUCUGGGCAAAGAUGUUGGUAACAUUGGCAAGUAUGACAUCCGGGUGAAGAGUCCAGAGAAGAUGCUGAGAGGUGNCAAAGCAAGGUACCAUGAAGAGGAGGCCAGANUGGAGUCCUUUGAGGACUGGCCAUUUUAUGCCCAUGGGACAUCACCACGUGUACUCUCAGCAGCUGGCUUUGUCUUUACAGGUAAAAGGGACACUGUGCAGUGUUUCUCCUGUGGCGGAAGCUUGGGCAACUGGGAAGAAGGAGAUGACCCCUGGAAGGAGCAUGCCAAGUGGUUCCCCAAAUGUGAAUUUCUUCAAAGUAAGAAGUCCCCAGAGGAAAUUACCCAAUAUGUACAAAGCUAUGAAGGAUUUCUUCAUGUAACGGGAGAACAUUUUGUGAAUUCCUGGGUCAGAAGAGAAUUACCUAUGGUAUCAGCUUACUGCAAUGACAGUGUCUUCGCUAAUGAAGAACUAAGGAUGGACACNUUUAAGGACUGGCCCCACGAAUCACCAGGGGCUGUUGAAGCUCUGGUCAAAGCAGGCCUUUUCUACACAGGCAAAAGGGACAUUGUCCAGUGUUUUUCCUGUGGAGGAUGUAUGGAGAAGUGGGCAGAAGGUGACGACCCAAUAGAAGAUCACACCAAGUUUUUUCCCAACUGUGUGUUUCUCCAAACCCUGAAGUCCUCUGCAGAAGUGAUUCCAGCCCUUCAGAGCCAGUUUGUACUUCCAGAAGCCAUGGAAACAACAAGUGAAAACAACCACGAUGAUCCAGCAGCAGUUCAUUCUACAGUGCUGGAUGUUUCUCCAAGUGAAGCCCAGGAACUUGAACCCGCAUCCAGCUUUGUGUCUGUUCACUGUAGAGACCAGGACCACAGUGAAGCUCGAGGACGUGGAUGUGCAUCCAGUGGGACCUAUCUUCCCUCCACAGACUUGGGUCAGAGUGAAGCCCAGUGGUUUCAAGAGGCCAGGAGUCUGAGUGAGCAGCUGAGAGACACCUACACUAAAGCCACUUUUCGCCACAUGAACUUGGCAGAAGUGUGCUCCAUCCUUGGCACUGACCACUUGCUCGGCUGCGAUGUGUCCAUCAUUUCAAAACACAUCAGCCAGCCUGUGCAGGGGGCCCUGACGAUCCCUGAGGUCUUCUCCAAUCUCAGCUCUGUCAUGUGUGUGGAGGGGGAAACUGGCAGUGGAAAGACAACCUUCCUGAAGAGAAUAGCUUUUCUCUGGGCAUCAGGAUGCUGCCCCCUGUUGUACAGGUUCCAGCUGGUCUUCUACCUCUCCCUGAGUUCCACCACACCAGACCAGGGACUGGCCAACAUCAUCUGUGCCCAACUCCUAGGGGCAGGAGGCUGCAUUAGUGAAGCAUGUCUGAGCAGCAGCAUCCAGCAGUUACAACACCAGGUGCUGUUCCUGUUGGAUGACUACAGCGGGCUGGCCUCACUCCCCCAAGCCCUCCACACACUGAUUACAAAAAACUACUUGUCACGGACCUGCUUAUUGAUUGCUGUGCAUACAAACAGGGUCAGGGGCAUCCGCCCAUACCUAGAUACGAGUCUAGAGAUCAAAGAGUUUCCCUUCUAUAAUACUGUCUCUGUGUUACGGAAGCUUUUUUCACAUGACAUAAUGCGUGUACGAAAAUUUAUAAAUUACUUUGGAUUUCAUGAAGAUUUACAGGGAAUUCAUAAGACCCCCCUCUUCGUGGCAGCAGUAUGUACUGACUGGUUUGGAAAUCUAUCUGACCAGCCCUUUCAGGAUGUGGCCCUUUUCAAGGCCUACAUGCAAUACCUGUCCUUAAAGCACAAAGCUGCAGCUAAGCCUCUCCAGGCCACCGUGACCUCAUGUGGGCAGCUGGCCUUGACAGGUCUUUUCUCAUCAUGCUUUGAGUUCAAUAGUGAUGACCUGGCAGAGGCAGGAGUUGAUGAAGAUGAAGAGCUCACCACCUACUUGAUGAGCAAAUUCACCGCCCAGAGACUGAGACCAGUCUACCGGUUUUUAGGUCCUCUGUUCCAGGAGUUUCUUGCUGCCAUGAGGCUGACUGAACUCCUGAGUUCAGAUAGGCAGAGAGACCAAGAUCUUGGACUUUAUUAUUUGAGACAAAUUAACUCACCUCUGAAGGCUAUGAGCAUCUACCACACUUUUUUGAAAUAUGUCUCCAGCCACCCUUCAUCAAAGGCAGGGCCAGCAGUUGUAUCUCAUUUGCUUCAGUUGGUGGAUGAGAAUGUGUCAUUGGAUAACAUGUCUGAAAAUGAGGAUUACAUGAAGCUCCAUCCAGAAGCUUUGCUGUGGAUUCAGUGUCUUAGAGGAUUGUGGCAGCUGUCUCCUGAAUCUUUUUCUUUGUUCAUCUCAGAAAACUUAUUGCGCAUUGCUCUAAACUUUGCUCAUGAAAGCAACACAGUUGCUGCAUGUUCUCCAGUUAUUUUGCAGUUCCUUCGAGGGAGAACACUGGAUUUGAAAGUUUUGAGUUUACAGUACUUUUGGGACCAUCCAGAAACCUUGUUGUUAUUGAAGAGUAUUAAGGUCUCAUUAAAUGGAAAUAUCUGUGUACAGAGAAUCAAUUUUUCACUCAUGGAAAAAUCUUUUGAAAAAGUACAGCCACCAACUAUAGAUCAGGACUAUACCAUUGCCUUUCAACCUAUAAAUGAAGUCCAGAAAAAUCUAUCUGAAAAGAAACACAUAAUAAAGAAGUAUGAGGAUAUGAAACAUCAGAUCCCACUAAAUAUUAGUACUGGCUACUGGAAAUUGUCCCCCAAGCCAUACAAGAUCCCUAGGCUGGAAGUUGGAGUGGCCAACACAGGUCCAGCAGAUCAAGCACUGCUCCAGGUCCUCAUGGAAGUCUUCUCAGCUUCACAGAGUAUUGAGUUCUGUUUAUUCGACAGCAGUGGCUUCCUUGAAAGCAUCCGCCCAGCUCUGGAACUGAGUAAGGCCUCUGUCACCAAGUGUUCCAUGUCCAGGCUGGAGCUCAGCAGAGCAGAACAGGAGCUGCUUCUCACCCUGCCUGCCCUGCAGUCUCUGGAGGUCUCAGAGACAAACCAGUUACCAGAUCAGCUCUUCCAUAACUUGCACAAGUUCCUGGGCCUGAAAGAACUGUGUGUGAGACUAGAUGGCAAACCGGAUGUGCUCUCAGUCCUUCCUGGAGAGUUCCCAAACCUCCAUCACAUGGAGAAGUUAUCCAUCCGAACCUCCACAGAGUCUGACCUCUCCAAACUAGUUAAAUUGAUUCAGAACUCUCCAAAUCUCCGUGUUUUCCAUCUGAAAUGUAAUUUCCUUUCGAAUUGUGAGUCUCUCAUGACUGCACUUGCUUCCUGCAAGAAACUCAGAGAGAUUGAGUUUUCUGGACAAUGCUUUGAAGCCAUGCCCUUUGUCAACAUUUUGCCAAACUUUGUUUUUCUGAAGAUAUUGAAUCUUAGAGACCAACAAUUCCCAGAUAAGGAAAUAUCAGAAAAGUUUGCCCAGGCUCUGGGUUCUCUCACAAACCUGGAGGAACUGCACGUUCCCACUGGGGACGGGAUUCACCAAGUGGCCAAACUGAUUGUCCGGCAGUGUCUGCAGCUCCCAUGUCUCCGAGUUCUUGUCUUUGCAGAGACUCUGGACGACAACAGUGUGCUGGAAAUUGCCAAGGGAGCAACCAGGGGAGGCUUCCAAAAACUUGAGAACUUAGACCUUACACUGAAUCACAAGAUUACAGAGGAAGGAUACAGACAUUUCUUUCAAGUCCUGGACAACCUGCCAAACCUGAAAAACCUGGACAUUUCCAGGCAUAUCCCAGAAUGCAUUCAAAUUCAGGCCACCACUGUCAAGGCUUUGGGUCAGUGUGUGUCCCGACUGCCCAGCCUCACCAGGCUCAGGAUGCUCAGCUGGCUCCUGGAUGAAGAGGACAUAAAAGUGAUUAAUGAUGUGAAGGAAAGACACCCUCAGUCCAAACGCUUGACUAUUCACUGGAGGUGGGUAGUGCCAUUCUCUCCUGUCAUUCAGAAGUGAAGGAUGAAGUGGAAGAUUACCGGCAGGUCUAAAAACCUGAUUUUCUAAUACAUUUCACUCUAGACAGGCAUGGUGCAAUCCUAGUUCUUAGGAGAGUGAGCAGGAGCAUCAAGAGUUUGAGCCGGGGCUGGAGAGAUGGCUCAGUGGUUAAGAGCACUGUGAUCUUCUAGAGAUUCUGAGUUCAAUUCUGAGCAGCCACAUGGUGGCUCACAACCAUCUGUAAUGGGAUCUGAUGCCCUCUUCUGGUGUGUCUGAAGAUGGCUACAGUGUACUCAUAUACAUUAAAUAAAUCUU
Messenger RNA from Mus caroli (Ryukyu mouse), 4850 nucleotides. RefSeq names its product baculoviral IAP repeat-containing protein 1b. NCBI's taxonomy places the organism in Eukaryota, Metazoa, Chordata, Mammalia, Rodentia, Muridae. Gene Ontology annotation, cellular component: IPAF inflammasome complex. The record is from RefSeq and is a predicted model, not a curated record. Gene Ontology annotation, biological process: defense response to bacterium; detection of bacterium; negative regulation of apoptotic process. Gene Ontology annotation, molecular function: ATP binding; cysteine-type endopeptidase inhibitor activity involved in apoptotic process.